Messenger RNA from Magallana angulata, 2238 nucleotides. Its product is annotated as multiple epidermal growth factor-like domains protein 10. Gene Ontology annotation, molecular function: scavenger receptor activity. Lineage: Eukaryota; Metazoa; Mollusca; Bivalvia; Ostreida; Ostreidae. Bases 137 to 1342 code for a protein of 401 amino acids. The transcript is spliced from 11 exons. The record is from RefSeq and is a predicted model, not a curated record.
AAUCGAUAAAGAAAAACGUUGAAUGCGCAUUUAAAUGGAUUUUUAAAAAAUCUUCCUGGUUUGAUGAAAACACGGAAAAGACAGACCGUAAAUAAAAAAAAGCUACAUACCCAGGCAAGACAAACAUCCAAGCGGUAUGCAUCACUUAACACUGAUCAUUUUGCUGAAUAGCUUGCAUGUAAAUGGGUUGGUAAAUCUAGCACUACAUCAGCCAACGUGGGAGCAGUAUCCAUGGCCAGACAAAGGGAAUGACUUUGGUAGUGAGAAUGCUGUGGACGGUAUGUACACCGAUCGUGGAACUGGGGGUCAAUGUACAAUAUCUGAUGACGGCAAAUACACAGCAACAUGGAGAGUAGACCUUGAAAGAGUUGUCAGCGUCAGUCACAUAGACAUCUACUAUAGGACGGAUAACCAAAAUAAUAGUCAAUAUUUAGAAAGAAUGGCCGGCUUUUUUGUCUAUGUUUCCAACACAACCUCCAAAGACGAUGGCUAUCUCUGUUAUCACGAUGAAUUAACUAACCGAUUCAUGUUGUCAGAAGAUCAGCACAUUAACUGCACUAUUUUAGGACGAUACGUUAUAUACUAUAAUGAACGUAGACAGGGUGCUAUGUAUCCUAGCUUCUAUUCAAAACAUGCUUUUAAUGAACUGUGUGAAGUAGAGGUAUAUGGAUGUAAAGGAAUCUAUGGUGACGAUUGUAUUUAUCCAUGCCCCGCACACUGCAAAGAUAGGAGAUGUGACACCAAUACAGGCCACUGUUUAAGUUGUUCCUCGGGAUUUAAGGGUUUAGAAUGUCACAUUGUUUGUAACAACAAGACCUACGGACCAGCAUGUGCUUUAAAAUGUGGUAACUGCAGCAAUGGAGAGACGUGUCAUCACAUCAACGGUACCUGUCUUCACGGAUGUGCUGAAGGGGCACUAGGCGAUACCUGCCAGGAAGGAUGCCAAUCAGGAUAUUAUGGAAGGAAUUGCAGUCACCGUUGUAGUGAAAACUGCAUUGUUACCAGUCAAUGUGACAGAUUUACAGGACAAUGUGACGGUGGUUGUAAACCAGGAUGGACAGGAAGCACAUGUAAUCAAAUUAGAGCUACUAACACACAACCUAGUUCAUGCACAGAGAGCUACACCAUUGUAAUCGUCGUGGUAUCAGUUCUGAUUGUUGUCACAGGAAGUCUGAUAAAUUUUGUCAUCUGGAAAAGAAAUGUUGCAAAACUUUCCAGAAUGAGCCGUGAAAAUAUGCCGCAACCUACAUAUAAAACAGAGGACAAAGAGCAUCAAUACACAGAGCUUGAAGAGGUUGACAAAUCCAAGACAUAUGAAGAAAUCCAUAGGUAUUCCAACUGAAACCAUCACUGUCUACUAGUACCAAAUAUCCUGGAAAAGAUUUUCAACAAAAAACUACAUAUACAAAGCAACAAAUGCCACAAAAUUCAAGUUUGGAACAAUUUUAGUGCCGUAUGUUGCACUGUAGGGCAGAAUAUCAUGAUUCUCUACAACUGAUUUUUUUUCACUUCGGCUGUGCUGUUUAGCAUAUGCACAACAUUAACCAUACCAUCGUCCUGAGAAUUUGGUGUAAAUUGUAGAUUUAACUGCAGUAUUUGCAAAAUGUGAAUGUGGCCACAUUUGACCACCUCUUUGAAACUUUUAGAACUGAGAUAUAUUGCCAACAUCUGCCUUCCUGCAAAAUUUCUAAAUGUUGUAUUAUAAACAUUUUCCAAAAAAAUGCUAAAAAAACCCACAAAACUCUCUACAACAGCGAUAUUUAUAUCCUUAAUUCUUAUUGAAAUAUAAGAGAUUAUUUAUUAUAUGAAAAGAAUUAUUUGUGAGUUUACGAAAUAUUCAUUGUAUUGAUUAUUUGUAAUAGCAAUGCCUUAUCAAAUAAAAUUCAACAUGUUUUAUAACGCAGUUAUAUACACCAAAGCUUAAAUAUUUAGUUUAAAUUCUACUUUUUUUUUUAAAUCGUGACCCCCGGAUUAAUAAUGAGUCCAGCGAAGGCGUUCAAAAUUUAACUUUAAAGAAACUGACCAGCGCAUAUCGGAAUACCCUUAAAAGCGACUGGCAUAAAACGACGAAUUGGCAAAGAAAUUAACCGGUGUAAAAACACAAUGGAGACACAUGUUGUUGUCAAAAAUGUCUAUGUAACCGUGGUUACAGAUAAACUAGGUCUAAAUCAAUAUCCAUUAAUAGUAUUCUGUAAUACAGAGUAUUUGAGUAGCUUUCCACAAAAUUACAAAAUAAUU